Colletotrichum navitas is the source of this 397-nucleotide messenger RNA. RefSeq lists its product as uncharacterized. Lineage: Eukaryota; Fungi; Ascomycota; Sordariomycetes; Glomerellales; Glomerellaceae. The transcript has 2 exons. Bases 46 to 240 code for a protein of 64 amino acids. The record is from RefSeq and is a predicted model, not a curated record.
CGGUAUUUCUUUCUGUACUCGGGUAAUUACUCUGUGCCUAUUCGUAUGUAUUUGUUGCAGCAGGUUAACAUGAUGCUUGGUACUUUGUCUUGGCGCAGAGCCUCACCCCCUCUCCUCAUACCUAGUUCAUCUGUAGGGAACAGACCUCCCUCUAGCCCCGUCCAAAUCCCAAUGUUCCCGCCCAUCACGCAUACUCUUGAACAUCGUUUGCGAGUGCCACACCAUCCAUCCCAUCCAUAGAAAUAAGUCAAGUCAGUCAAUCGACAGGAAGCUUGUCCCCACCACGUAGCUAGCUAGCUGGUUUAGCGCGCCUUGCAUCUAAUUUUGUUGGCGUCGCAAAUAAACCUCCUCGCAUGUGGAAGGUUAGCCUACCUAGAAUGCAUCUCAUUCCGUACCA